AGGGGCGGGGCUGACGCCGGCGGCGGGCGGGGUUCGCAGCUCCGCUUCUCCAAGAGCAACCCCGGGCGGCGGGGCUGGAGCUGGAGCUAGAGCCGGAGCCCGCUGCAGGGUCGGAACCAGGGGCCGGGCCGGAGCGGGCUCCAUCGACAUGGGGUCUGCAGACUCCAAGCUCAACUUCCGGAAGGCGGUGAUCCAGCUGACCACCAAGACGCAGCCUGUGGAAGCCACGGACGAUGCCUUUUGGGACCAGUUCUGGGCAGACACAGCCACCGCGGUGCAAGAUGUCUUUGCUUUGGUGCCGGCGGCAGAGAUCCGAGCUGUGCGGGAGGAGUCACCCUCUAACCUGGCCACCCUGUGCUACAAGGCUGUGGAGAAGCUGGUGCAAGGAGCGGAGAGUGGCUGCCACUCAGAGAAGGAGAAACAGGUCGUCCUGAACUGCAGCCGGCUACUCACUCGAGUGCUACCUUACAUCUUCGAGGACCCUGACUGGAGGGGCUUCUUCUGGUCCACAGUGCCUGGGGCAGGGCGUGGAGGGGGUGAGGAAGAGGAUGAGAACGCUCGGCCCUUGGCUGAGUCCUUGCUCCUAGCCAUCGCUGACUUGCUCUUCUGCCCAGACUUCACUGUGCAGAACCACCGGAGGAGCAAUGUGGAGUCAGCAGAAGAUGUCCAUUCCCUGGACAGCUGUGAAUACAUCUGGGAGGCUGGUGUGGGCUUUGCUCACUCCCCACAGCCCAACUAUAUCCAUGACAUGAACCGGAUGGAGCUGUUGAAGCUUCUGUUGACUUGCUUCUCAGAGGCCAUGUACCUGCCGCCAUCGCCAGAAAGUGGCAGUACCAACCCCUGGGUUCAGUUCUUUUGCUCCACAGAGAACAGACAUGCACUGCCCCUCUUCACCUCGCUGCUCAACACCGUGUGUGCCUAUGACCCUGUGGGCUACGGGAUCCCGUACAACCACCUGCUUUUCUCGGACUACCGGGAGCCCCUGGUGGAGGAGGCUGCUCAGGUGCUCAUCGUCACCUUGGACCAUGACAGUGCCACCAGCAGCAGUCCCACCGUGGAUGGGACCACCACGGGCACUGCCAUGGAUGAUGCUGAUCCUCCAGGGCCAGAGAACCUGUUUGUGAACUACCUGUCUCGCAUUCACCGUGAGGAGGAUUUCCAGUUCAUCCUCAAGGGGAUAGCUCGGCUGCUGUCCAACCCCCUGCUCCAGACCUACCUUCCCAACUCCACAAAGAAAAUCCAGUUCCACCAGGAGCUGCUAGUUCUUUUCUGGAAACUCUGUGACUUCAACAAGAAAUUCCUCUUCUUUGUGCUGAAGAGCAGUGACGUGCUGGAUAUCCUGGUCCCCAUCCUCUAUUUUCUCAACGACGCCCGGGCAGAUCAAUCUCGAGUGGGCCUGAUGCACAUCGGGGUCUUCAUCCUGCUGCUUCUGAGCGGGGAGAGGAACUUCGGGGUACGGCUGAACAAGCCCUACUCAGUUCGCGUGCCCAUGGACAUUCCCGUCUUCACAGGCACACACGCAGACUUGCUCAUUGUGGUAUUCCACAAAAUCAUCACCAGUGGUCACCAGCGGCUGCAGCCCCUCUUUGACUGCCUGCUCACCAUUGUGGUCAACGUGUCACCCUACCUCAAGAGCCUGUCCAUGGUGACUGCCAACAAGCUCCUGCACCUGCUGGAGGCCUUCUCUACCACCUGGUUCCUCUUCUCAGCUUCCCAGAACCACCACCUGGUCUUCUUCCUCCUGGAGGUCUUCAACAACAUUAUCCAGUACCAGUUUGACGGCAAUUCCAACCUGGUCUACGCCAUCAUCCGUAAGCGUGGGGUCUUCCACCAGCUGGCCAACCUGCCCACUGACCCACCCUCCAUCCACAAGGCACUUCAGCGGCGACGGAAGACGCCGGAGCCCCUGUCCCGUGCUGGUUCCCAGGAGGGCGCUUCCAUGGAGGGCUCCCGCCCUGCCGCCCCCGCGGAACCAGGCACCCUAAAGACCAGCCUGGUGGCCACUCCAGGCAUCGACAAGCUGACAGAGAAAUCCCAGGUGUCAGAGGAUGGUACCUUGCGGUCUCUAGAGCCCGAAUCCCAGCAAAGCUCAGCAGAAGGCAGCCCGUCUGAAGGGGAGUCCAGCCAAACAUGGAGAGAGCAGCGGCGAUUGUCCAAUGCAUCAUCCAGUGGCCAGUGGAGCCCAACAUCAGACUGGAUCCUGUCCUGGAAGUCAAAGCUGCCGCUGCAGACCAUCAUGCGCCUGCUGCAGGUGCUAGUUCCCCAGGUGGAGAAGAUCUGCAUUGACAAGGGUCUGACGGAUGAGUCUGAGAUCCUGAGGUUCCUGCAGCAUGGCACCCUAGUGGGGCUUCUGCCUGUACCCCACCCCAUCCUCAUCCGCAAGUACCAGGCGAACUCAGGCACCGCCAUGUGGUUCCGCACCUACAUGUGGGGCGUCAUCUACCUGAGGAACGUGGACCCGCCCAUCUGGUACGACACUGACGUGAAGCUGUUUGAGAUCCAGCGGGUGUGAGGAUGGAGACCGGAGGGGACAGGACCAGGAGGGCCGGUCCUAGUCCCCAGGGCUCCCCCAACCCAGUGUUCUGAGCUUUAAAGGCCCUUUAUUAAUCAGGGUGUGCGGCAGGUAGAGUGGCUGGUCUUGGAUGGCAGGUACCCAUUGCGGCUGGAGACAACAGGGAGUAGAAAAAAAGAAAAGUGCCCCUCUGCCCUCUAGGCUGUUCUCCCAGGAGCCUCUUGUCCCCAGAGAUUCAAGCCCCACCACAGUCCCUGCCCACGCUGGCUCCUCCAAGACCUGCUCUUGUGCUGCCUGCCCCCAGAAGAUGCCAGGUCACUGUGCCCCAGUAGGUUUUCCCAAAAAGGAGCCAAGUGCUGUCCCAUGGGGCACCUGGUCAUGGUGACUGGGAGUCCUGGCCACCAGCCUGAGACGUCUGUUCUAGGCCCUCUCCCUGCCGGGGCUCUAUGGGAAGAGUGGCUGAGCUGCCAGCUGAGGAGGCUGGGGGCUGACAACUUAUAAGGCAAGACUGGAGAGUGUGCUCUUAGGGGCUUGGAGUAGGGUUUUGAGGGUCUCCUGUUGCUGACCUUGGGAGGUUGCCUGGCUGGUGGGGCCUGAAGGAUGCCAGUGUCCCUGCCUUGCCUGCUGCCUGGGUGGUGGUGGGGGCCACAUUCUACCAGUCCCGGCUUUGGCCUCUGGGUCGCUCUUGGCCCACCUGUGGCAGUACAAUGUUCGCUCUGUACAAUCAGAUACUUCACACAAUAAAAUUUCCCUCUCUGU
Meriones unguiculatus (Mongolian gerbil) is the source of this 3271-nucleotide messenger RNA. It is a transcript of the gene Hid1, whose product is annotated as HID1 domain containing. NCBI's taxonomy places the organism in Eukaryota, Metazoa, Chordata, Mammalia, Rodentia, Muridae. The transcript has 19 exons. Gene Ontology annotation, cellular component: Golgi medial cisterna; membrane; Golgi trans cisterna. The record is from RefSeq and is a predicted model, not a curated record. Bases 149 to 2512 code for a protein of 787 amino acids.